GUCGCGUUCCUAAGUCUCACUCGUCUCUUCCUCACGCCGUGAGCUCCCUCUCACAGUCGCUUGGUGCCGAAAUCCCCCCAAUCAUCGAUCGGAAACAAAAGAGCCUUGGGAACUAACUGAGAUCGCGCAUCACUGGCGUGGAAAUGCGUGGAUUCUUGGGGGGGCCAAUGGCCGCCGAGAUGGUAAUUUUGGCCACAAGUGAGAGAUUGAAGGAGAUGGAUUGGACGAGAAACAUCGAGAUCUGUGAGCUUGUUACACGUGAUCCAGGGCAAUCCAAGUGUGUCAUCAAAUCCAUAAAAAAGCAGCUGAAGAAUAAAAAUGUCAAUACUCAAUUUUUCUCUGUUAUGUUGCUAGAAAUGCUAAUAAAUAACUGUGGAGAUCAUAUUCACAAACAAGUGAUGGAUAAUAAACUGCUACCGAUCUUAGUGAAGAUUGUGAAGAAAAAGACAGAUUUGCCUGUCGGAGAAAGAAUAUUUCUUCUUCUUGAUGCUGCCCAGACAGCUCUUGGUGGAGUUUCUGGAAGAUACCCACAGUACUAUACUGCAUACUACGACCUGGUGUCCUCUGGAGUACAGUUUCCUCAACACCCACAUGUUAUGCUACAUGAAGAAUCUACUCCUCAGAAUCAAGCAAAGUGUUCUCCUCAAGAAUCUCAUUUUCAUAAUUGUGAAAAUAUUGAAAAGCAAGUGACCACUCAGUUGGUGCCUGACUCUAGUAUAAUACAUAGAGCCUCCAGCGUCUUGGAAGUCUUACGGGAUGUGCUGAAUACUUUAGAUCCGAAGAUUCCACAGGGAGCAACUGAUGAAUUUACCUUAGAUCUAGUGGAACAAUGUUCAUUUCAGAAGCAGCGAAUCAUGCACCUAGUGAUGACCUCACGGGAUGAGAAACUGGUUACUCAAGCCAUUGAGUUGAAUGAGCAGCUACAUCAGGUGCUAACUCACCAUGAUAGCCUCCUUUCAGUUUGUGAUACAGCUACUCCAACUUCUUGCGUCAAUGAGGAAGGAGAAGAGGAAGAAGAUGCAGAAAGUCUUUAUCGAAGAAUACGGAAAGGAAAAGCAUGUGCCAAAGAUCAUUCAGAAAGUUCUGUAAUUUAUUUCAGACCCAUUCCUGAGGAAAAUAUGGGCAGACCAAUAAUUAGACCGCUGCGCAUACAGCCAUCUAAUGCAGAUAGUAGACCAAGUCCGACAUGCAGGCAGUCAUCUGAUCCAGGGAUUAAACAGCAUCCACCAGCCCAUUUAUCACCUCAGUUGAACAAAAACAUGGACGGCGACAAAUUUCUUGAUAAUAAAAGGAUGGAUGGUUCGGAUCUGGAAGGUCACAUCAGGGACCUAUCGCUGCACAGCCGCAAUGCUAGUAGCUCUGGGAGUUGCAGCACUGACUGCAGUGAACGAGAUGUAUUUGGUUUUCGGGAUUGAUGACAGAUAGGAACUUCUUUGGAGAGGCCAUCUGCUUCAACGUUCUAACGCCAGAUCUAUCUGUGCUGACCAUUUAUUGCAAUUCAUCUGAGCUUGCUUGUUUGGGAAAUGAUGGUGUUUUGUAUAUAAGAUGGCAAGAGAAACAAUGGUUAUGGACGAAAGUUACCAAUUAACUCUUGAGCAUUCCAGAGGGUUGUUGCAGGCUUUGUCGUAGUGUGUAAACCAAACUCAAACAUUCAUGAUGUUUAGAAUAGAUCAUCAGAGUUGCAUGUUGAUUUGUA
This is a messenger RNA of Musa acuminata AAA Group (dessert banana), 1696 nucleotides long. Its product is annotated as TOM1-like protein 5. The record is from RefSeq and is a predicted model, not a curated record. Bases 144 to 1415 code for a protein of 423 amino acids. Gene Ontology annotation, molecular function: phosphatidylinositol binding; ubiquitin binding. The transcript has 10 exons. Gene Ontology annotation, biological process: protein transport to vacuole involved in ubiquitin-dependent protein catabolic process via the multivesicular body sorting pathway. NCBI's taxonomy places the organism in Eukaryota, Viridiplantae, Streptophyta, Magnoliopsida, Zingiberales, Musaceae.